Planococcus citri (citrus mealybug) is the source of this 2598-nucleotide messenger RNA. RefSeq lists its product as uncharacterized. Gene Ontology annotation, molecular function: protein dimerization activity. Lineage: Eukaryota; Metazoa; Arthropoda; Insecta; Hemiptera; Pseudococcidae. The record is from RefSeq and is a predicted model, not a curated record. The coding region runs from base 165 to 2342 and encodes 725 amino acids. The transcript is spliced from 7 exons.
CGUAAACAUAACGCAGAAUCUCGUAACAGAAAACAUUUCAGUUUAGUUAUUUUCCAUUUUGUGUUCUAGUUCAAGUUAUUUGUAACGUUAAUAAUAACGUAAUAAUCGAAGAAAACUUCGUUGAAGGGAAAAUAAUUCUGCAGAAGUAGCAAAGGUAUUUCACAAUGCCACGCAGAGUUACAUCCAGAAUCCACGACUACUUCAUUUAUGAAGUGAACAAGUCCAUUUGUCAACUACUCAACAAGGAAGGAGCACUUUGCAACGCUGCAAUAAAAGGCAGACACGCGGGUAAUCUUGAAAAACACGUAAAAACAUGGCACGAAGACGACUGGAGUCUGUACUGGACUGAAAAAACCCAAUUGCUCGUUCCUUCAGAUGACCUCAAAGCAUCUAUGGGUAUCCCCAAUACAACGCCACAUUUCGUCAAUGUUGACUUAUCCAUGAUACACUCUCAAGUCAUCGAAUACGAUCCUGAACCACCUCAGCAGCAGCCCGAAGUGAAAAAACGUAAAAUAUCGCCUCAAGUAGUAGAAAAAGACAUCUCAAUAAGGGAACCCAUAUCGCCUAAACUGAGUAAACCGAGCGAAAUAGAAGACGCCAUUAUCGAAUUGGUCACCGUUAAUGGGCUCCCUUUCAGUAUCGUCGAAGAAAGCGGGUUCAAAAAACUCGCUGCUCUGGCAUACAAAGGAUCUGAACAAGGUGCCGGCCCUAGACAGAUAAUGAAUCGAAGCAAAAUCAUAAAAAUGGUUAAAUCAAAAGCCGAAUCUAUUCGAAGGAAUAUCACCGAGUUGCUGAAGAAUAAAUUGAUUUGUUUAAGAAUCGAUUGCGCUGUCGUCGACAAAAAACACGUGUACGGAAUAGGCGUGCAUAUUCGAAAAUCUUCCCAGCACUUGGUUUUCAGCUUGGCUGUGAUAAGUUUACCCAAUGAUCAUACGCAAGAUAUUUUAAAAGAAGAAAUUUUCAACGUGCUGCUCGAGGUGGGAGUCCAAACGCAUCAAAUUUAUCAUAUCGUUGUAACCAAUUGUUCUCAAGCUCUGAAAGUGACCAAUAAAACGGAGGAUGCUGAUGAAUCUAAAACACAGUCUGCGGUUGCGACUAGUACACCUUCUGUCUCUAAAGUGUAUACAGACUAUACUAAUUAUGAUUCAGAUUUCGAUAUAUUCGAAGUUGAAGAAACCGAGUAUGAUCCCGAAGAAGAUCGUAAUGAAAUGGAAUGUGACGAUGCAGUCUCAAAUGACGAAGCUACCGAGAGAAUUGUCGAAGAAGUGAUCGAGUGUUGGUCCGUCGAAGAACAUAUUAUUACUGCCAGAAGUUUGGUUCAUGUUUUCCAAUUAUCCAUGUUGGAUACAUUCGCUGAAACAGCCGAAAUCACCGCUUUAUUGAAAAAAAUCCGAACUAUUGUGAAGAAAUUGACUACACCGGCGUAUGCGCAUCAAUUGAAAUCUUUUCGGUGUAAGAAAAAACCCAUUCUCGAUAGUAAUUACAGACUACUCUCAACGUACGAUAUGCUUCAAAGACUAGUCGAAUUAAAACCCUACCUGGACCAGUUAUCGGCAACAAUCCCCGAAAUUGUUGUUCCAUUAAAUGAGUGGAAUCUUGUGAUGGAUAUCGUAGAUUCGUUGAAACCUCUCAAGGUGGCCAUUAUUCGUCUUACCCCCAAAUACGUUCCGUUAAGCGAAUUUUACAAAAUAUGGAUCACUUCUUUUUUGAAAACAAAAAAAAUUGGCACUGAAUUUUCACUCCGUUUAUGUAAAAAUAUGGAUAAACGUAAAAGCUGGUUAUUCAACAACGUCACGUUCAAGUCGUGUCUCUUCUUAGAUCCUCGUUUCAAAAAUACUCUCAACCGUAACGAUCACGAUGAAGUAUUCGCUCACUUAGUCGAUAUCUACGACCGUAUGACAGCCUUACAACCUACCGUUUCGUUUACCGAUGAAACAGAAGAACCCAUCACGCCGUCUAUAAAAUUAGAGAAUCCUGCCGACGACGAAGAAGAUGAACUUUACCAGUACGUCAGAUCGAUGGUCAAAACGCCUCUGAAGCAACAAGACAAACAAAUCAAUGUUCAGACUGCUUUGAAAAAAUUCAAAGAUUCCGAACCUCUGCUCGAAAUCGAAGACGUUCCCGCAUUUUGGCAAGAAAAGAAAUACCUUUAUAAAGAAGUUUACAAAUUAUCGCAAGUUAUCCUUUCUGUACCGCCGAGUAAUGUUUUCCUGGAAAUGUUUACUUCUCAAUUGAAAUUUAUUUCGGAUACGAGUAGGAACAGCGCAGAAAAUCGACUUCUUAAGGAUAUUAUAUUGAUACGAUCCAAUUUCGAUUUAUUGAAUCAAGCUCCUCGAGAAUGAUUUUAUCGUUUUAUAAAAUACUUUUCGUGUUGUAAUAUUGUACAUUUUUUAAAGUACCUAUGUGUUGUUUUGUUGUAGAUGUACCUAAACAUUUUAUUUUUUAAUCGUUUAAAUUAUUUUUAUGUUUGAUGAUUUUCAUCAAGCUUCUUUUAUCAUGUGACUAAUGAUUAUACUCGUGUUUUUUUCACUCAGGAGGAAACUUUUGUUUUGUAUUGUAGUUGAAUAGAUUUUUUAAAAAAAAGAUAUACCUACCUUA